AUUGUAAGCGCCUAAGCCUCAUCUAAUUCCCGCAAUUUGAAGAAAGAUGAAGAAGUUGCAUAGCAUUCAUAUAUAGUUCUCAUGUCCUCUUACAUUCCUGCUCGUCUUCUUACGUCUUCUCUGCUUUGUGGGUAUCGCAAAACCAUAUUUUCACAGCAAUGUCAAUAGCAGGAUUGGAUUCCAUGAUGGACCAGGUCAUCUCCGUCAUUACGAACGAUGGACGUAAUAUAGUGGGUAUUUUGAGGGGUUUUGAUCAGGCCACAAAUCUUAUUCUCGAUGAAUCGCAUGAACGGGUUUACUCCACCACGGCAGGGGUAGAGCAACUUGUCUUGGGUUUGUAUAUCAUCCGAGGAGAUAAUAUCGUUGUUGGAGAGUUGGAUGAAGAGCUUGAUUCAAAUCUCGACUUAUCAAAACUCAGAGCACAUCCUCUAAAGCCCGUUGUUCAUUAAUUAAGGUGGGAUCAAGAUGUAUUAUUCAUUUGUUUUGUCUUCAGCAAUUGGAAGCAGAUAAUCAAUUCAUGAUUUCAAGCUCAUGAUAUAGAGUUGCUUGAGAGGAGAUCUUAAUUCUAAUCUGGAGCCUAGUAGCCAGUCGUGUAAAAUGAAUGGAGCUUCGAGCUCCUGUAGAAACAUUUUUUAUUAUACAGAAGUUUCAGGUUACUUGACAAAGAGCUUAAGGCUGGUUGGUGGUAAUUUUAAACAAUUUCUUAUAUAUAUUUAUUUCGUCAGACCUCAAUUUAAAGUUUGUGUUUCCUUCUGCUAGUUA
Messenger RNA from Cryptomeria japonica (Japanese cedar), 762 nucleotides. Its product is annotated as sm-like protein LSM8. Gene Ontology annotation, biological process: mRNA splicing, via spliceosome. The transcript is spliced from 6 exons. Gene Ontology annotation, cellular component: U6 snRNP; precatalytic spliceosome; U4/U6 x U5 tri-snRNP complex. Lineage: Eukaryota; Viridiplantae; Streptophyta; Pinopsida; Cupressales; Cupressaceae. Bases 159 to 449 code for a protein of 96 amino acids. The record is from RefSeq and is a predicted model, not a curated record. Gene Ontology annotation, molecular function: RNA binding.